This is a messenger RNA of Enterospora canceri, 1191 nucleotides long. The record is from the annotation of a GenBank genome assembly. NCBI's taxonomy places the organism in Eukaryota, Fungi, Microsporidia, Enterocytozoonidae.
AUGGCUGAAUACGACAAAAUUGAAGACCUCUCGCCUGAGCAAAUCAGCGAGAGAACGAGGAUGAUACAGGCGGAAACAAGGAUGCUUGGAGCUGAACUAAGCAGAGUGAAGAACGAUACGAUGAACAAGUCGAGAUUCAUUGUUGAAAACAUGGACAAAAUAAAACUAAACAAGAAUCUGCCCUAUCUGGUUGGAAAUGUGUUAGAGACAUUCAAAGACGGAGAUGGAAACAGUGGAAUUGUGAACUCGUCAACGAGGCAGACGAGCUACCUCGAAAUGCUUGGACUCGUUCCCACUGACGAGCUGAAGCCUGGUGACUCAGUUGCCCUUCACAAGGAAACAAAUGUCAUUUUUGAGAAGUUGCCUGCGACCUACGAUUCAAAGGUGCUUGCGAUGGAGUUGGAUGGGAAGCCAGCUGAAACGUACGACGACAUAGGCGGAAUGGAGAGGCAGAUUGAGGAGCUGACUGAGGCGAUUGUUCUACCACUGCUCUAUCCAGACCGAUUCAGCAAACUGAAUAUUCAGGCACCAAAGGGCGUAUUGAUGUAUGGGCCACCUGGAACAGGAAAGACGCUCAUGGCACGAGCAUGCGCAGCCAAGACCAAUGCCACGUUUCUGAAGCUGGCUGGGCCACAGCUAGUCCAAAUGUACAUUGGUGACGGAGCCAGAAUGGUACGAGAGACAUUUCAACUAGCAAGGGAAAAGAGGCCUUGUAUCAUUUUCAUUGACGAAAUUGACGCAAUUGGAACAAAGCGCAGUGCAUCGGACAAGACUGGAGAUAGAGAGGUGCAGAGGACGAUGCUUGAGCUGCUGAAUGAGUUGGAUGGAUUCACGAGUCAGUCUGAUAUCAAAAUCAUAGCAGCCACAAAUCGAGUUGAUAUUUUGGAUCCAGCCCUGCUUCGAUCUGGUCGAUUGGACAGGAAGAUCGAGUUUCCACUUCCAACAGAAGCAGGAAGAAAGAGAAUCAUGCAGAUUCACGCCAGAAAGAUGCAGGUUGACGACCUGGUUGAUUUCGAGGAGCUGGCUCGUUCGACUGAGGGAUUCAACGGUGCCCAAUGCAAGGCAGUUUGCAUCGAGGCUGGGAUGAGUGCAAUACGAGGAAACAGAACCAGAAUCACACAGGUUGACUUUGCCAAUGGAAUCAAUGACGUGCUAUCAAAGAAGAAGUCAAACAUCCUCUACUUCACAUAG